UUCUCUCGGCGGUGGGUCGGAGCCGCUGUCCCUAGCCUCGCAUGUUCCCCUCUAAAUUCCUGUUUUGAAUUCGAUGCCCCUCUUGUACAUUUGAUCCAUUUUCACGCCACACUCGGGCGCCAGUACACCGGCGUUUCAUCCCCCCCCCCCCCACCCCACACACCACCCCUGUAUUCGUCGUUAGGAGACCCUUAACCCCCACAACAUGGCCGUGGUGAGCGGAUCGUCUGGGCCGGUUGCCCGGCUCGAGGGCCGUGAAUUCGAAUACAUGAUGAAAAAGCGCUCGGUGACCAUCGGCCGGAACUCGUCUCAGGGCUCCGUGGACGUCAGCAUGGGCCACUCCAGCUUCAUAUCCCGCAGGCACCUGGAGAUAUUCACCGCCAGCGACGACGGCACCGGCAGCGGGGACUUCUACCUGAGGUGUCUCGGUAAAAACGGGGUGUUUGUAGACGGAGUGUUCCUCCGACGGGGCGCCCCUCCUCUGCAGCUCCCACGAAUGUGCACCUUCAGGUUCCCGAGCACAAACAUUAAGAUCACAUUCACGGCCCUGUCCAGCGGGAAGAAAUCAAAGCGCGAGGCUCCGGAGUCGCCGGUGAAACCAGUCCAGCCGCAGAUCUCCCCGCUCACCAUCAACAUUCCAGACAACAUCGCUCACCUCAUGAGCCCCCUGCCAUCGCCCACGGGCACCAUCAGUGCUGCUAACUCGUGCCCCUCCAGCCCGCGGGGUGCAGGCUCCUCGGGCUACAGGAUGGGCGGGCGCAUGGUCAGCUCCGCAGAGCUGCAGCUUAUGAACGAGAACUCGCAGCCCGAGAACGACAAAGACGCCUCCGGAGGGGACAGUCCCAAGGAUGACUCCAAACCUCCGUACUCCUAUGCACAGCUGAUCGUCCAGGCUAUAACGCUGGCCACCGACAAGCAGCUCACACUAAACGGAAUCUACAAUCACAUCACAAAGAACUACCCUUACUACAGGACCGCCGACAAGGGCUGGCAGAACUCGAUCCGUCACAACCUGUCGCUGAACCGUUACUUCAUCAAAGUGGCGCGGUCGCAGGAGGAGCCGGGGAAGGGCUCGUUCUGGAGGAUAGACCCGUCCUCGGAGGGGAAGCUCAUCGAGCAGGCGUUCAGGAAACGAAGGCCCCGGGGCGUCCCCUGCUUCAGGACCCCACAUGGACCUCUGUCCUCCAGGAGUGCCCCGGUGUCUCCCAAUCACUCGGGCGUCCUCUCUGCUCACUCCAGCGGCGUCCAAACCCCCGACAGUCUGUCCCGAGAGGGCUCUCCGGUCCCCCUGGAGCUGGACACCUCCUCUGCUCCCGCUCCGGCCUCCAUACCGGCGAUCGGGCCCAAACUGGCAGUCAUCCAGGAAGCACGCUUUGCACAAAACACAUCAGGCUCGCCUGUCAACAACCAGCCGGUACUCAUAGCAGUCCAGCGUCAGUUACCUCAGACCAUCAAGCCGGUGACGUACACCAUGGCCUCCCCAGUGAGCACCAGCACCUCCCAGCCGGCGGUUCAGACGGUCCACGUCCUGCAGCAGAUCCCCGCCGGCUCCCUCAGCCCCGCCGUCAUCGCCCAGCAGGCCACCAUCAUCAACAAGAGCGAGCUGCAGGAGAACGGCGAUCACACGGAGGUCAAAGUCAAAGUGGAGACGGUUCCCGGCAUCGCCUCUAUAGGCGGCUCAAGUCGCAUCAUCCAGAGCACCCAGUCGGCCACCCCCCUGCAGACCGUCACCAUCGUGCAGCAGGCCCCCGUGGGUCAGCACCAGCUGCCCAUCAAGGCCAUCACACAGAACGGCACCCACAGCAUCACCACUGCCAUCCAGGGACCCAUCAGCGCCGCUCCAGUUGUGGCGAGCCCCCUCCACCUGCUGGCGGUCCACGCCUCCGCCUCCGCCUCCCUCCCCACCAAACGACAGAACGGGGACCAGGCAGCCAGCGAACAGCCGGACGCCAAGCGCAGCAAAACAGAGGCCGACGUGGCGGCCCAGCCCGCCGCCAGCGCAGACUCAGACUCGACCAACAACAACACCGGCAGCCACCUCGUCUAGUCUGGACAACCCCACACAAAAACACCACACGACCCCCCUCCCCUCCCCCCCUUCACCAUCACCACCUUCAUCAUCAUCACCACCACCACUACCUUCUCCUCCUCCUCCUCUCCUUCACGGUCGUUUCUCUCUCU
Molecule: messenger RNA, 2181 nt
Organism: Labrus mixtus (cuckoo wrasse)
Lineage: Eukaryota; Metazoa; Chordata; Actinopteri; Labriformes; Labridae
Gene: foxk2b
Product: forkhead box K2b
Exons: 9
Coding region: 206-2047 (613 amino acids)
Biological process (GO): regulation of transcription by RNA polymerase II
Molecular function (GO): DNA-binding transcription factor activity, RNA polymerase II-specific; RNA polymerase II cis-regulatory region sequence-specific DNA binding; protein binding
Source: RefSeq, a predicted model, not a curated record